AUUUUGAUCAACACUUUUGUUAAUCAAAGCGUUAAUAACGGCACAAAAGAAAUCAUGAAAAUUCAGUUGACAAUCGUUUUGUUGGCAACUCUGGUGGCGAUGGCCUACUCGCUGACCCCCGAAGAAGACAACAAUAUCAUAGAUAAGACAAAGUUGGCUAAAAAGUAUGUCCAACUGAUUGAGAAGUUUGGUGAGAAGGCCUGGCAUUUCCUGGAGUGUAUGGGAAUGGAUUGGGCCGAACACUGUGUGUCGCCGACCAUCGGCUGUAUGACCGCUAAGAGUAUCGUCGGAUGUAUUGAAUUGAUUGCCUGUGAGGCCAAAGACGCCAAGUCUUGCGCUCAGAAACUCAACUAAAUUGUGGUUUAAUUGAAUGAAUAAAUUGUAUAAUUUGUUAAUAAGUUAUAAAUUUAUUAUCUAAUAAAAAUUAGCUUGCAUAAUAUUAUGUGCGGUAACAAGA
This is a messenger RNA of Oppiella nova, 457 nucleotides long. NCBI's taxonomy places the organism in Eukaryota, Metazoa, Arthropoda, Arachnida, Sarcoptiformes, Oppiidae. The record is from the annotation of a GenBank genome assembly.